AUGCCAAUACUUCCAAAGUCACCAGGUGAUCGUCCGCACGAUCAUCCCAUUGCUAAGAUACUCCGAAAGCCCAACUUAGCGGGAAGGAUGAUCGCCUGGUCGGUUGAGCUAUCCGAGUUCGGGCUCAAGUACGAACCUAGAGGCUCAGUCAAAGGACAACAUUUGGCAGACUUCGUAGCUGAACUCCACGAAUCGAUCCCCCGAUCGAAGGAUAUUUGGAUUCUCUUUGUCGACGGAUCAUCGGAUAAACGUAAUGCUGGAGCAGGGAUCGUCCUCGAGGGACCGGGCGGCCUCACGAUAGAGCACUCCUUACAGUUCAAGUUCAAAGCCUCGAACAACCAAGCGGAAUAUGAAGCGCUGAUCGCCGGGUUGAAGCUAGCAAAAGACUUGGGGGCGACGAGGUUAAAAUGUAAUACCGAUUCGAAGCUUGUGGUCGGGCAGGUACAGGGAGAGUAUCAGGUUAAGGAUGAUUUGUUGCUCCAGUACUAUCAUAAAGUGCUCGAAGCCAUGAAGGAGUUCGAAGAAAUCACCAUCCAACACAUCCCUCGAGCGGAAAAUGCCAGAGCCGACAGGCUGUCUAAGCAGGUGGAAGGAAAAGAGAAGGGCCAGCUGAAAACUAUCAUCAGGCAAACCCUGACGAGGCCUUCCGCAGGAGAGUGCGCUGCAGUAGACCGGGCGGCAAGUUGGAUAGGAGAGGUGCGACAACUCUUGAAGAAGUGUGAGGCCGGAGAAGAAAUGAGCCCGCCGGAGAGGAGACGAGCACUUCGAUUCGUAGUCAUCGGAGAAGACCUAUACAAGAGAGGAUUUGCAGCGCCGCUACUCAAGUGCUUGUCAGAAGACGAAGCCGAGUACGUUAUGAACGAGGUCCAUAAUGGCAUUUGUGGAAUGCAUACCGGUCGUAGGACAAUGAAAGCGAGAAUACUCCGAGCGGGCUAUUUUUGGCCGACCAUGGAACAGGACUGCGAAGCCAUGAUACGAAAGUGCAAAGGAUGUCAAGCCCAUGGAAAUGACGUAAAGAGGGCUCCGACCGAGCUACAUAGCUUGACCAGCCCGUGGCCGUUCGCUCAAUGGGGCAUGGACAUCGUCAGACCCUUCCCGGUGGGCCGAGCACAGAAGAAAUUCAUACUUGUGGCAGUGGACUAUUUCACCAAGUGGGUUGAAGCAGAGGCCUUGGCUAACAUCACCGCUCGGCAAGUCCACUCCUUCGUUUGGCGCAACAUCAUAUGCCGCUUCGGCCUCCCUCACACGAUCAUCACCGACAACGGCCGUCAGUUUAUCGACAAAAAGCUGAGGGACUUCUAUAUGCAAGUAGGGAUACGGCACGUUACCAGCUCGGUCGAACAUCCCCAAACCAACGGUCAGGCUGAGGCCAUGAACAAGGUUAUAGUGCUGAGUUGA
Molecule: messenger RNA, 1398 nt
Organism: Vigna unguiculata (cowpea)
Lineage: Eukaryota; Viridiplantae; Streptophyta; Magnoliopsida; Fabales; Fabaceae
Biological process (GO): DNA integration
Molecular function (GO): RNA-DNA hybrid ribonuclease activity; nucleic acid binding
Source: RefSeq, a predicted model, not a curated record